Messenger RNA from Candidozyma haemuli, 1071 nucleotides. RefSeq names its product mitochondrial 54S ribosomal protein mL44 (gene MRPL3). Lineage: Eukaryota; Fungi; Ascomycota; Pichiomycetes; Serinales; Metschnikowiaceae. Gene Ontology annotation, biological process: regulation of gene expression; primary miRNA processing; rRNA processing. Bases 1 to 1071 code for a protein of 356 amino acids. Gene Ontology annotation, cellular component: nucleus. Gene Ontology annotation, molecular function: double-stranded RNA binding; ribonuclease III activity. The transcript has a single exon. The record is from RefSeq and is a predicted model, not a curated record.
AUGGCGCCUCGCCUUGUCCGUACUGCUCGUCUCCCGCAGGCUUCUUACCACGUUCUGAAGUUGGACGAGUCUUUGGACACAUCCUACAAUUCACUCACAGACUACGGAUCCUACAAAGCCAACAUCUUCACCCAUAGACUUCCUGAAUCCACCGCCCAGCAAUCUCCUUCAUUGGUUGCUUUGCAUCACAGAUUACGUUUACCAGAGUCCUAUACCUUGUCGACGUUGUCGCAAGCCUUGAACUGUGACAAGAGCACUGGUUUGGCUAACAACUACGGCUUGAGCAUCCUUGGCCGGAACUUACUAGCAUACUACGUCAGCGAACACUUGUUGAUGAACUACCCUAGACUUCCAUUGCCUGUUCACAACGAAGCAACCAACGCAUACAUGGGUCCAUACAGUUUAGCUGAGAUCGGUCGCUCUUGGGGUAUCGAGACUGAUGUCAAGACAAAGUUGGAAAAGUACCUCGCCAGUGAGCCAGAGUUCAUCACAUACGGAAGAUUGCGUUUCUUGUCUGAAGAGGCCAAGGACGUUCCACAGGAAGAGGGUAUAAAAGAGUACAAGCAAGCCAAGUUGGGCCUCUAUGACGAAAACUCAAAGACAUAUUUGACACAGGAAGAAGAGGCUUACGUCCACGCUGUUAGAUCCAUCGUUGGUGGUAUGUACACUCACGCUGGCGAAGAAGCUGCUAAAAAAUUCAUUCAGUCCCACAUUUUGUCUAGAAAGAUUCCAUUGCAUGAAAUGUUCCAGUUCAGCAAACCUACUAGAGAAUUGACGAGGUUGUGUGACAAGUUGGGUCUUGAGGAUCCUCUAGAAAUCAGAUUAAUUGCCGAAACCGGUAGAUUGUCCACCCACGCUAUCUUUGUGGCUGGUGCAUUCUCUGGUGGCAACAAGUUGGGAGAGGGCGUUGGUGCUUCCUUGAACGAGGCCAAGACAAGAGCUGUGGUCAAUGCAUUGUUGUCUUACUACUUGUACACCCCAGUCAACGAGCAGGGUGACGAAAUCAAGACUCCUAGCGAGGACAACUACAAAUUUGAGGGGAUUGUUGGUUCUGGUGAUGUUGCAAUCUAA